CCGCCGCCGAGGAUACCGCAGAGCCUGGUCACGCAGCUCGGGCACAUGAGCCUGUCCGCGCGACCGAGAUUGCUACAGCAACCAUGCCUUCCCCGGUGCCAGUUCCUCGUGCCCGCAGUCCACAAGCCUUCCGUCCGUGCCUUUUCGUCGUCCCCCUUGCUGCUCAACUACCUCGCCCCCAAGGGCGGUGAAUCGCGUAAAUCUCGCAAAGGCCGCUGCCGUGUUCCAACUGGUGGCAGCACUCGCGGGACUACCGUCGUCUGGGGCGACUACGGACUGCGCAUGAGGGACCACGACCGCCGCAUCAGCGCCCACCAACUCCGCAUCGCCGAGGAAACUAUCCGGAAGCGCCUCAGGGGUAUGAAGUUUCGCCUGUACAUGCGCAUUGCAGCCAACAUUGGUGUCUACACGAGUGGAAACGAGAGCCGUAUGGGAAAGGGAAAGGGUAGUUUCGACCGAUGGACGGCAAGGGUGGCAGUGAGCAAGAUCAUCUUUGAGAUUCAGGGAGAUUUGCACGAGCAGGUUGUAAAGGACGCCUUCAGGCUUGCGGGAAACAAGCUGCCUGGCCUGUACGAGUUUGUGAGGAAGGGCGAUCCACCCGUCAUGGGUCUGACCAAGGUCGGGCUGAAUGGCAUAACGGAAGAAGACUUGAAGAGACCUCGGAGGAAACUACCUCUCGAGGAGGUGGCCGCAAGCUUACCAACUGCAUCGUCAGCGCCAGCGCCAGCUGCAGCAUAGAUUUGUACAACGUCUGUUAUGAAUACACCUGUGGCAAUGCGCAAUCCGUUUUCCACGUAUCGGACCAUUAGCACUUUGGCAGGUAGUAUGAUGGAAUCAUGAGUUCGCCCACAUGUCAUGCGCACAAUUACAUACUACCCAGAAACCCCUCCUCAUGCCUUAUACAAUGUGUCCAAAAAUCCCUUUGCCAGAUCAACGACAACACUUUUGUUCGGCAAGCUCCCCGCAACUCCAUACAACGCAGCCGUAUCUCCCUUCACGGCGCCCUUUGCUCCCUUGCCCUCGGCGAUCCGUUUCCGUUCCUGCUCUCUCACAUCCUCCGU
Dothidotthia symphoricarpi CBS 119687 is the source of this 1061-nucleotide messenger RNA. RefSeq names its product ribosomal protein L16. Gene Ontology annotation, biological process: mitochondrial translation. The record is from RefSeq and is a predicted model, not a curated record. The coding region runs from base 46 to 738 and encodes 230 amino acids. Gene Ontology annotation, cellular component: ribosome; mitochondrial large ribosomal subunit. NCBI's taxonomy places the organism in Eukaryota, Fungi, Ascomycota, Dothideomycetes, Pleosporales, Dothidotthiaceae. Gene Ontology annotation, molecular function: rRNA binding; structural constituent of ribosome. The transcript has 3 exons.